CCAUGAUCCAACACUGCUAUUGUGACCCGUCUUUUUCCCCACUUAACCAGACAAGAUGGUGUUCCCCUGUGAUGAGCGGAGGAGGAGGGGGGUCCUCUGGUCUGCCUGGCACUGGGGUAGAGAAUGUGAAGAGGGCAAAGAUUAUCAAUCUGUGACACUAGUACAGUCUCUGUGGUGAUCGUGACAAACGUGGACGGGCUACGUAUACAACCCCCAGCCAGGAUGUCAACAUCACUAUGAUUUCUCUACUUGCAGUGAGUAUUACACAGUGGAAGUGCCUGCGUCUCUGCAGAUGGGUCCUUGCAGUUUUUCUGCCUCCAGCUUGAAGUCAGGAUACUGAGAAGAGUUGAAAGCAGCUUGAGCAAAUGAAAUGUACAACUUAACUGGUGGAAGAUUCUCCCGGAAACUGGAUUAUUUUUACAUGGAACAUCAUUUAUUCAGAAUGGAAACAUGGACAAGACCAAGUAACUGAUCUUCCAAACUAACCAUUGUAAUGCUUUGGCUAAGGUUGUGUGAUGGGAUGCAGAUGGAUGGAGAGCAACACAUGACACUCAUUUAAGUCCAAGGGACUUUUCACAGAAGUUUAGCUGAAGCCCAGGAUGUUUAAUACGGUUACCAUAUUGGUUGUUGUAAAUAGAAGAGUUACUGUUAAAUUCAUGUUGUUGAACACUUUUAUACGGUUGUAUUUUGAUCAUUGACUUGAAAUACAGCACAAUCUUACAAGGCGGUUGUGGAUUGGCGUUGGGACCACUGCCACACCUGAGAUGCAGACCUUCUACCAGCCCCGCCACACCAUCCAUCACCCUUCUGAGCUCUACCUGGACCCCACGCUGAUGCAGCGUCGUGUCGUGGAAGAUCAAGUGGAGCUUUGGUGGUUCAGAGAGCCACGCCACUCCCUUUUGUGUUACUGUGCCUCGGUGGCCCUCAUAGUGGGGCUGGGCCUGGGUGGUGUGGGCCUCCUCUCCUCCACCACCACCAGCCUGUCUGGCGAGUGGCGCCUUGGGGUGGGUACGACCCUCUGCUUAUUAGCCCUGGCUGUUCUGCUCAAGCAGCUUCUCAGCUCUGCCAUACAGGACAUGAACUGUGUGCACAGCCGACGUCGGAUCGACCAGCUGAAGAGCGGCGGGAGGGCUGACCCAGCGCUGAUCUUAGCUGUGGGGCUGGCAGUGAUGGUCUGUGGGACAGUGCUUCUCUGCGUAGCCACAAUUGGCAACCAAGGUCAUGACAGCAGGGAAAUGUUGGUGUCUAGUCUGGUGCUGAUGGCUGCUGGGACAGGCAUGGCUCUAGCUGUGGUGGGCUACAGUGUGCUCAUCUACCUUAAAAGAAGAAGGGAGCAGAGGGAUGAUGAUGAUGAUGAUGAUGAGAAUGAGCAGAGUGAGAAGGUUGGGCAGCCGAGCUGUCAGGGUGUUCAGUGUGUCAGGAGGACAGACGAGCCAGGCCAGGAGAGAGACAUCCUCCAGCAGGACCAGCCUGAUCUGAAUGGACUAAAUGGGCGAAAUCACUGAGAGAAAGGUUGUAACAAAACAGUUGAUGGAUCAGUAAUCCUUCUGCAUGUUUUUACUGGCUGGAUGCACCAUUUUCAUACAACUGAGUAUUUGUGGUUGAAAUUAUAGACUCUUAUUAUACUGUAAGUUAUAGCAAAUCAAAAUAUUACUGUUUCACAUUUUUUCUGUAUUCAUAAUAUUUGUUUUCACUGACUCAAAGAUUAGAAAGUUAGCAAAGUAAAUGAAAGAAUGGAUAUGACAUUUGAAGUACAUUUCUAAUAAAAUGAUUUCAGACUAUACGUACAAAUGCUUUAAAAUAUCUUUUGCCAUCUUACAUGAACACACUCAAGUUCCUGCCUUUCGCACACGCUGGGCACUUUUAGGCUGAAACCUGUAACUUUCUUUACAUUCAGACUACACAAAAACAAUAAAGUGUCAAGUUGUUUCAUUCA
Dicentrarchus labrax (European seabass) is the source of this 1936-nucleotide messenger RNA. RefSeq names its product transmembrane protein 125b (gene tmem125b). The record is from RefSeq and is a predicted model, not a curated record. Bases 765 to 1505 code for a protein of 246 amino acids. The transcript has a single exon. Lineage: Eukaryota; Metazoa; Chordata; Actinopteri; Moronidae.